AUGAGGGGAGGCGCACCUUCUGCCUCCCUACGGAGGGAGCUGGCCUCAAUCGAUAUGACGAAAAGAAAUACAGUGGUCCUUGAUUCAAAUACACUUCCCUCAGCAUCUGGUGGACUACUCACAAAGUCCUCUUCCAUAAAGAUCCAUAAAAGGUCUGAUAUGCGUGACGUUUCCCGGGAUAGCAAAAAUUCAAAGAUGCCGAGAAGCCAGCACGUGAAGUGGCCGAAAGAACACACUCAGGAGAGCCUUACCUUUCAGCAGGCUGGUCGUUUUCCUAAGAUCUUGGUGGGAGGAAAGCGGGAUUUUUCAGGAGAAAACACAGGCCCUCCAUCCCGACGUUUUAGCAGCAGGCCUAUGCGAGUAGGAAAAGCGUCAAAGAGGCCUGCGGGAGCAGGAAUUGCUAAAACGGAAACCUUAAAUUUUUUUCAAGACAAAAUGAGCCUUACUGAUGACGGGAGCUUCCCCACAGAAAGGACGUUGGGCCAGAACGAAGCCGACGAGAUUGCUCCCACCGCGAAGUCAAGAACUUGUCUGGAGCGACAAACGGGUUCGGGACGUUCUAUGGCUUCUCAUGGGCCCCUUUCUCCUUACGACUGCGCGUCACGCGGCACUGACAAGACUAAGGCUGAGAUGUUCCUUGCUACGUUACAGCAACGGAACCAAGAACUGCUGCUAGAAAACGGAUACUUAAAGGAAGCCCUCUUGGCGAGCGUCACGAAUGGUAAACUUCUUUUCCUUCUAGAGAACAACGACACAGCUGAUGCCACUGACGAGCGAGAGAGCAGAACCUUGGCAGUGUCUUCGUGGGUCCCUGGGACAGAUAAGGCCCUCUCAAGUGAAGGAAGUCCCAGAGAGGGUCAUCUGCAGACCAGAAGAACCAAAAGCAUCGACCUGCCUUGUGUACGAGAAUUUUUUGAGGCUGUCAGCUGCUGCAUAGGGCCGUCUUGCCGCGAUCCGCCUCUCUUGCCACGGGAUGGCCUCGUUGCUUUAGCAGACGGCUUCGGGAUGGACACUUUUCAUGAGCCGCCACAAACAAUAGAGAAAUUACACAGAAGUACAGAAGACGAAAAUGAUGGGACUUCGAUCAAAGUCGAUUUUUUUCCCUUUGGGCAUCCAGAAGAUGAUGAAGCCGCGCAGACCGAUGUAAAUCAGAGUGAGAUUUGA
Messenger RNA from Eimeria necatrix, 1164 nucleotides. RefSeq lists its product as hypothetical. Bases 1 to 1164 code for a protein of 387 amino acids. The record is from RefSeq and is a predicted model, not a curated record. Lineage: Eukaryota; Apicomplexa; Conoidasida; Eucoccidiorida; Eimeriidae. The transcript is spliced from 2 exons.